Molecule: messenger RNA, 1920 nt
Organism: Aspergillus viridinutans
Lineage: Eukaryota; Fungi; Ascomycota; Eurotiomycetes; Eurotiales; Aspergillaceae
Product: TFIIH subunit TFB1 family protein
Exons: 2
Coding region: 1-1920 (639 amino acids)
Biological process (GO): transcription by RNA polymerase II; transcription by RNA polymerase I; nucleotide-excision repair
Cellular component (GO): transcription factor TFIIH core complex; transcription factor TFIIH holo complex
Source: RefSeq, a predicted model, not a curated record
AUGGCACCUCCGAGCGGAUCGGCGGCAUACAAGAAGAAAGAUGGCACCCUGACCAUGUCUCAGGACGGCCAGUCCAUCUCGUGGAUUCCUGCAGCUGGCGGCGCUGCCGGAACGAUUACGAUUCCAGUUUCUCAGAUCACUAAUCUACAGCAAACCCCGGCUAGUAACCCCAAAGUGAUGCUCAAGAUCUUCGUUCUCCCUCCCAGAACGCCGAACGAUUCCCCAGAUCAAUACGUCUUCUCCUUCACGGCCGGAGCCAACGCCCGUGCGGAAGCGAACGCCAUCAAAGAUGCACUCAGCGCCGCCAUCCAGGCCGCCAAAACCGCCGUGAGCGCGACCCCAACUCCGACGCCCGGUCGGACAGGUACCCCCGCCGGCGGGGAAGGGAUGUCAGCCGCCAUGGCGAUCUCGAGCGCGGUGUCCUCGGCCGGGCGGGCCCUAAAACCGUGGGAUGACGACCAGCGGCUCAAGGCGGACGUGGAGCUGCAACAGUCGCUGCUCAAGGCCGAUGCGAACCUGCAGCGCAUGUUCAUGGAAUCGCUGCACACCAAACCAGACACUCUGUCUGCCUCGCAGUUCAUGUCGCAGUUCUGGUCGACGCGGCUGCACCUGCUGCGGGCGCACGCGAUCGAGCGGUCGCAGACCCGCGGCUCGUACAAUGUGCUGUCGUCGCUGAAGCCGCGAGUCGAGGACAACGUGACCAAGCUCAAUAUCAGCAAGGAGCAGAUUCAGCUCAUUUUCAGCCAGCAUCCGCUUGUGAAGAGGGUAUAUGAUGAGAAUGUGCCGAAGCUGAGCGAGCAGCAGUUCUGGUCGCGAUUCUUUCAGAGUCGACUGUUCAAGAAACUGCGCGGCGAGCGCAUCUCCGAGAACGAUGCCACGGAUGCCAUUCUCGACAAAUAUCUGCGCGAGGACGAGCAGGCGAAUCUCGAGCGGGAGGCACACGUGCCGCACUUUUUGGAUCUGGCGGGGAAUGAGGUCAAUAACAGCCAAAGGCGCGGGAAUCGGCCGGAUCUAGACAUGCGGCCGUCUAAGGUUCCCAUCAUUCGGACGCUCAAUACGCUGAGCGAGAAGAUUAUGGCGAAUGUGGCGCCGGUGGAUCGCGACCCGUCAGCGCCCGUCGGCAUCGACGAGGAGACGUACAAUGAGCUGCAGUUGCGGGACUUGCGCGGGGACGAUGAACAGAACCGGAUUCUAUUGAAUAUCCGGGAUCAGAGUCGGUUUUUCUCGCAGGCCAAAGUGACCGAAGAUGAGCAGAGCCGGCUGUUUGCCAAGCAGGAUCCCGACCAGAUUAUCCGUGACCUACGCGGCCAGAUCGACCGGGACCUGCCGACCGAUGGGACAGCGCCUCUAGGGAAGCUUGUGGAACCAGAGGAACUUGAAGAUGAGGACGAGCGGAAACAAGAUCAGCGGGUCGGAUCGCAGGCCAACUUGCAGCGCGCAUCGAAGCAGAUCCUUGACGCCAUCCGUGACCGGCGCAACCAGACGGAGGCGUCAUCCAUUGGGGGGACAUACGGAUUGUCGACCAAUCUCUAUGACAGGCUAACCCUGACCCAUGCGACGACCACGGAGUUCCUCCAUCAAUUCUGGCAGGCUUUUCUGUCUGGAAAUCCCGACCGUGCGGCCGAGGUGGCAUCGCUUGUGGAAUCGCUGAACCGGGCCAUGGAACGCAUCCAGUCUGUAGCAAACGAUGCCGAGGCGGAACGCCAGGUGGAAGUAAACCGACUCAAGCAGCAUGCGCGCGAGGUACUAGAGGCUACGGGUAGGAAGAUCCGCCUGAAUCUUGCGGGAGUUACAGGUGGAGAGAAGGCCGUCAAGCAGUUGCUGGGUCCCACGAUCCGAGCAUUGGAGACUGCUUUGGCCAAGUACAAUACGGCAUACACUGAAGAAAUGCAGCGAUUGCAAUCGCUGGAAAAUAGAUAA